AAACUCCGUUUCUGAUGGUUACAGUAGCAGACCGGUAGUGGCUAAAGCAAAAGAAUGGCAGUUAUUCCAUUACGGCUUCCGCUAUCACCGUGGCUGGCUGCACGAGCAGCUCCAACAACCCUCCAAUUCUUUAACCCAAACAAGCCUCUCAAACCAUUUCUUCUUCGUUUCUCCACUUCAGCAGCUGCCUCCGAUGCCGCCGCCCAAGACUCAGUCCCUCUGCCUCCCUCUUCUUCUCCUAGCCCUCCCCAAAACAAAUGGGAGCCUUUUCGCAAAAAGAAAGUGGUAAUGCGCGUUGGUUAUGUAGGGUCCGAUUAUCGAGGUCUUCAAAUGCAAAGGGAUGAACAUGCAUUACCCACUAUUGAAGGUGAACUGGAGAAGGCACUUCAUAAAGCUGGCGGAAUUCGUGAUAGUAACUUUGGAGACUUGCAGAAAAUUGCUUGGGCAAGAAGUAGCAGGACUGAUAAAGGAGUUCAUUCGCUGGCUACGAUGAUAUCUUUUAAAAUGGAAAUCCCUAAAAAUGCUUGGAAGGAUGACCCCAACGGAAUUGCUCUUGCUAACUAUGUCAACUCAUUUCUUCCGGAAAACAUCUGCGUGUUCAGCAUUUUACCAUCACAAAGGAGCUUUGAUGCCAGAAGGGAAUGCGAUGUCCGCAAAUAUUCUUAUCUCCUUCCUGCUGAAAUUAUUGGCAUAAAGAAUGAAUUUACUGCUGCCGAAGUUGAUUUGCAUUUAUCAGAAUUUAAUGGAUUCCUGAAUUCUUUUGAGGGAGAACAUCCUUUCCACAAUUAUACAAUAAGAGCCAAGUAUAGGAAACAGUUACGUACCAGAAGCUCUAAUAUAUGUGACAAGGGAGCAAGAUCAUCUGAUGAGGAAGCAGCCUCUGAGCAUGAAGGAAGUGAUGGAGAUUUAGUUUCUGAAGGGAAAGAAGUUGAUACAGUUGAUGAAAGUGAUGGAGUUGAGCCUAUCGAUGGGCAAAAAGUUGCGCCAGAGUUAGUCAAAAGGAUUUAUGAUUCUUCACCUUCUUUUUGUGAAUCUCCAUCAAGCAGCUAUGGUGAGGAUGGAAGAAGUUUGAAUAAACAAAAUUCUGCUUUGCCAAUUGCACGAUGGUUGUAUGAACCUGAUGCGAGGGAUAAACUUAGUGCUGCCCACUUCAGAAAGAUUUUUCAGUGUUAUUGUGGAAAGUUGGAGCGCAUGUGUGGUAUGAAUUAUGUAGAGAUCUCGAUUUGUGGAGAAUCGUUCAUGUUGCAUCAGAUACGCAAAAUGGUUGGGACAGCUGUGGCAAUAAAACGAAAAUUACUUCCGGUUGAUGUCCUGCAGUUGUCUCUUUCAAAGUUCUCGCGGAUUGUUCUACCUCUUGCUCCAUCUGAGGUUCUUAUAUUGAGGGGAAACAAUUUUGCUUUGAGAAAACGACCUGGGAAAGAAACAAGGCCAGAGAUGUUGACCCUUCUUGAAUCAGAAGAAAUUGUCACUGCAGUGGAUGAAUUCUACCAUUCUGUAAUGUUACCUCAGGUGUCUACUUUCUUGAACCCUUCAAAGUACCCUUGGAAUGAUUGGGUGAAUACUUUAGAUGCUAACACAAGCAUCCCAGAAUUCCAACUGGCAGAAGUCAGGACUGCUUGGAAAUUAUGGAAGGAAAAGCCAGAAAAUAAAAUCAAGGCUUUGUUGUAAUUUCCUUAAUCUACCAUUUAGCUGUUUUACAGUUCUUUGCAAACCCCCCCCCCCCCCCCCAAGGCGCCGGGGUUGGGGGCGCGGGACACAAAAUUUUGUCUUUGCAGUUGGUUCUUCAAUUUGUAAAGUAGAUUAUCCCCUGCUGAGUAGCAAACCCCAAAUCUCUUCCCCUACAAAUACUAGUGUGUAAAGAAUGUGAUGGAGUUAGGGAUGCUUUCACAACAGUAGUUAGUUCAGUUUUUGAUGUUUAGUUGAUUGCGUGAGUGCAGAUGAUCAAGAGGUACAACACUUUGCGGGGUGUGAAUUGACUA
Messenger RNA from Coffea eugenioides, 1979 nucleotides. RefSeq names its product putative tRNA pseudouridine synthase. The transcript is spliced from 7 exons. Gene Ontology annotation, molecular function: pseudouridine synthase activity; RNA binding. The record is from RefSeq and is a predicted model, not a curated record. Gene Ontology annotation, cellular component: nucleus. Lineage: Eukaryota; Viridiplantae; Streptophyta; Magnoliopsida; Gentianales; Rubiaceae. Bases 55 to 1668 code for a protein of 537 amino acids. Gene Ontology annotation, biological process: tRNA pseudouridine synthesis; mRNA pseudouridine synthesis.